Ruditapes philippinarum (Manila clam) is the source of this 1321-nucleotide messenger RNA. RefSeq lists its product as uncharacterized. NCBI's taxonomy places the organism in Eukaryota, Metazoa, Mollusca, Bivalvia, Venerida, Veneridae. Bases 1 to 723 code for a protein of 240 amino acids. Gene Ontology annotation, molecular function: nickel cation binding. The record is from RefSeq and is a predicted model, not a curated record. The transcript has 7 exons.
AUGGAUAUGCUUGGACUAGUCCAGUAUAUCAGACGUUACUAUCUUGCUAUAGUUUUAUACACUGUCUUUAGCUUUUAUUGUGUUUUUAAUAUUGAAGGGUUUCCCACAGGUGGAUUUUCACACAGUUCAGGGCUGGAGGUAGCUUUAAAAACAUAUGUUGUUCAGGAUACAGAUACAUUGAAAGAAUUUUUAUUAUGCUGUCUUGAAAAUGGAGGUUCGUUUAUAUUACCUUUUCUUAGAGAGGGUUAUCUGCAGGUCACCAAUAUCCAAGCACUUUGUGACCUAGAUUCACUCUGUGAAGCCUGUACACCAAAUCAUGUAGCUAAACGAGCAAGCUCUAGACAGGGUCGGUCCAUGCUAGAUACAUGUGUCAAAGUGUUCAAGAAGACUCCAUCUUUAUCUGUUUUAAAUGACAGUUUACAAUACAAACAUUUACCUGUAGUGUUUGGUGCAGUGUGUACCACACUAGAUAUAGAUCUGCAAUCUUCUUGUACGGCUUUUCUCUUCACAAUAUUACGGACAGUUCUGGCUAGUGCAGUCCGCCUUGAUAAAGUUGGACCAAUUGAGGCACAGUCCAUUCAAACUGAGCUACAACAUGAAAUCCCAGCAGUGAUAGAAAGGCACAAGGUCAGAAGAAGUGAAGAUGCCUGUAUGAUCUACCCACAUAUAGACAUUGUCCAAAAUAUGCAUGACACAAUGUUUUCCAAGUUGUUUUAUUCAUAAUGACAUUUUUUCAUUUCAUGAUAUGACAAUGAAUUUCCAGUGUAAAAUGUUAUAUACUAAUUGAUACAUAUUUGAAUAAAAGUUAAUAUAUUUAACCACAAACAUACGCAACAUUGUGCAAAUGUGAUUGUAAUGCACUAAAUUAAAUAUUAUAUUUUAAUUAACUUUGUUAGCGAUGAAUAAUUUAAUUAUUGACAUGAAAAUUGCCUUGACUGUCAAGGUCAAAUAUGAAAUUUUAUUUAUAUUUUGGUUUAUUUUGAUCUAUACUAAUGAUGUUUUCUUAUAGAAUUCUUUACUAAAAUAAAUUUUGACUUUUUGAAAUAAGAAAUAGUUGAGCAUGCCCCCUGAUUGGUGGUGGUGAGUGCUCCAAUUUAUCUUAAAGGUUAGUGUGAUAUAUGUGUUGAAGAAUAUGUUACAAAUGUACGUCAUUUGCUAUCAUGGUUUUAUCAGGAUUAUUAUUAUUUGUUGAAUAACCACUAUAUAUAUUACAUGUAUUGAUAAUUAGAGGGAAUUAGCAUUUUUAACAGUUUCAUAUAUAGAGAAGUAACACAAUUUGUAUGAAAAAAUAUAUUAAAGAGAAACAAACAAUAAAGUUGUU